This is a messenger RNA of Musa acuminata AAA Group (dessert banana), 836 nucleotides long. RefSeq lists its product as uncharacterized. Lineage: Eukaryota; Viridiplantae; Streptophyta; Magnoliopsida; Zingiberales; Musaceae. Gene Ontology annotation, cellular component: ribosome. The transcript has 4 exons. The record is from RefSeq and is a predicted model, not a curated record. Bases 22 to 504 code for a protein of 160 amino acids. Gene Ontology annotation, molecular function: structural constituent of ribosome. Gene Ontology annotation, biological process: translation.
CUCUUGUCGGGGAGCGCAGUGAUGCAGGCCCGACGGUUCGUCGAUCUCGGUCGACGUUUGCUCGCCUCUUCCCGUCCUGCCCUCUACCCCCUCCCUCCGGAAUGCCUCCGAUCAGUGGCGUUCCCCGUGAACCCCUCCAGCCUCAAGCCUGUUUGCGCUGACGUGCUUCCCCCAGCUCUCCGCAACCGGCCGCCAGGUUUAGAGUUUUAUCCUUCCUCUCAUCUCCUUUUGGCGAUGCAAGCUCGUUUUUAUGCGGCAAAGGAAAGAUCCAGAGCCCCGCUCACGCCAGUUACUUCUAAAGUGAAGAAAUACAAGCUCAAGUCUUACUCGACUUUUAAGUUCAGAUUUAGGACCAUGAACGAUGGACAAAUACGGAGAUGGAGGGCUGGAAAGCGGCAUAAUGCACACUUGAAGUCAAAGAAGGCAAAACGGAGACUCAGGAGACCUGAGAUUGUGCAUGCAGCUUAUGCAAAGGUUAUGAAGAAGCUGAACUUUUGUGCUUAGGACCGAAAAGCGUGAUUAUUCUUCUGACAAAGAUUGUGCUUCGAUUAGUAACCCUCAGGUUGUCUCAAUGCAACAUAUCCGGGCCAAGUUUAGCAUUCAGCUGCUUAAAGAUCCAGGACUUGGAAUCAUAACCACCCUCAGGUUGUCCCUGGGCUUUUUCUUAUUUGAGAGGGAAACAAUUAAGCAGCAGACUGUCAUUUUGUCUUAUAUUCCUGGUAAUUGAAACAAGUCCUUGUUCUUUAGUAAUUUGAUUGCAAUGUGAAUUGACAUAAACUUACAUAUAGUCUGACUGUGUAAGCAUCAUAAUGCAAUAAGUGUUGACGUUGGACUCA